Molecule: messenger RNA, 660 nt
Organism: Fraxinus pennsylvanica
Lineage: Eukaryota; Viridiplantae; Streptophyta; Magnoliopsida; Lamiales; Oleaceae
Source: the annotation of a GenBank genome assembly
AUGGACCCUCAGGAACUUUUCUUCGGCGCCGGCGGCUGUAACAGGCCAUCUCCUAGAAAAGAACUUCAGGGACCUCGUCCAACUGCACUCAAAGUCAACAAAGACUCGCGCAAGAUCAGUAAACCACCAGUUGCGCCGCCCCGUCACCAACCAGCACAAAGACAAGUAGUUCAUCCUCCACCGCAGCAGGUUGAGGACCGGCAGCCGGUGAUAAUCUACGCGGUUUCACCAAAAGUCCAUCACACCACCGUCGGCGACUUUAUGGACUUGGUUCAAAGACUCACAGGCAACUCCACCACCUCCGCAUCCGCAUCUACCUCCUUUACCGGCGACUGCGUCUCUCCGGCAGCAAGGCUAGCAUCCAUAGAGAAAACAAGUCCUUCUGAAAGGCAAAGAGAGAGAGAAUUCACAGUAGAUAAUAUUAUGGAUAUUCUUGAAGACGCUAAUCUUGAUGUGGGUCAAGUUCCCGGAAUAUUAUCUCCUGCGCCAUCAACUCUGCAACCCAUAUCGCCGGGAUUCUUCUCUCCGGCGCCAAUGGACCCGUUUAUGUUCGGGUACAACAUGUUCAUACCAAGCCCAUCAACCUUGUUUUCAGCUCCAAUGGUGUCUCCUUCACUCGCUUCUUUUUCUUUCGAUCUCUUCAAUCCAUUCGACUUUUAG